CGCAAAAGCGAAGGCGCCGCAGCUUGCGCCUGUUCGCGCCGCAGUAGUUAGCCUUUGAGGUGUUCUUGCGGGUAUCAGGGCUUUGAGCGCUUGUGGCUGGCCCGCGGCACUCAAACCUUGCCUGCAAAGGAGAGUGCUCUCCUUUGCGCUUUGCCAGAGGCGACGUCGCACUGCGCACUGGUGCGCCAAGCCACUGGCGACGUCGCAGCAGCGCACCGAGCUCCAAUGGGGCCUCCGCCACGGCGCGCGGCGGCUGCUGCGGUAAUCGUCGCUGCGGCCGUGGUGCAGGUGCCGCGCAUUGCGCCGCUCGUCGACGCGCUGGCGCGUUGUCAACGCCGCGGGAGUGCGCUCGCCACGGUCUUCGAGUCGCGCGCGUCGGCCCUCGCGCACGCGCCGCGCUUCUACGACCGCGCGACGGCCGACGCGAUGUUCGACGAGAUAGCUCAGUAUGCUGGGCUCAAUUUCACGUCCUAUCUGAUCGAAGGCGCGCGCGUCCGCAGCCCGCGGCGCAUGAUGUGGUGCGCGGAGGGCGGCGUCGGCGAAUAUCGUUUUUCGGCGAACCACGUGCCCGGGUUACGCGCACACCCCUUCACGCCGACGCUGCGCCGCAUGCGCCGCGACGUUGAAAGGGCUGUCGGAAAGUCGUUCAACGCGGUCUUGAUCAACCUCUACGCGGACGGCACUGAACACGCCGCGUGGCAUUCCGACGACGACCCGUGGCUGGGCCGCGACUUCGACGUUCCCUCACUCUCGCUCGGCGCGGCGCGGCCGUUCCGGACGCGGCGUCGCGGUGACGUCAACGAGACCUCCGUGACGCUCGGCCAUGGGUCGCUGCUCGUCAUGAAAGGAGCGUUCCAGCGCGACUACGAGCACUCCUUGCCGCGAGUGACUGGCGCCGGCGUGCGGAUCAAUUUGACCUGGCGCUAUAUCACGCCUGCGCUGCGGCACCUGCACAACCUGAAGCCGUCCGUGGCCCGCGUCCUGCUUCACGGCGAUGGCGUGGAGACCCAUACGCCAUCGACGCGCGACUCACGCCCUAUUCCCACGCAGGCGCUGGGACUCCGACGCCUCGCUGCCGGAGCGGCUGGGAGAUCAACAUGUACCAAGCGGCUACUUCGACGACAAUCGGGGGCGAGAUAG
Pelagomonas calceolata is the source of this 1140-nucleotide messenger RNA. Lineage: Eukaryota; Pelagophyceae; Pelagomonadales; Pelagomonadaceae. The record is from the annotation of a GenBank genome assembly.